AUGCAACCAGAGCUUCCGACGCCUCGAGGACCGGAGCUAACGGCCGUGCAAGCCACGAGUCCUGACUCCUAUCAGGUCCUCAAGGCUCCUCAGGGCUCCUCAGGGCUCAAUGCUCAAGGCUCACGGAGUCUCGCCCCUUUUACAGGAGCUCUCGGGCCCUGCGCUUCGGCUUGGGUAGUAAUCAAUUGUCAAUGUUCCCUCUGCUCUGCUCCGCUCCCGACCUCCCGCCGACAUGGGCUCUUGAUGAUCAGGGCCUUUGCGGCCAAUCGGCCUCCUACCACCGCCUAUCACCACGAGCUUGGAGCCUUGGAGGCGACUUUGCGCGGCUUUGGCGGCUUGACGGGCGAGAUGGGCGAGACAGGUUAG
Venustampulla echinocandica is the source of this 366-nucleotide messenger RNA. RefSeq lists its product as uncharacterized. The coding region runs from base 1 to 366 and encodes 121 amino acids. Lineage: Eukaryota; Fungi; Ascomycota; Leotiomycetes; Helotiales; Pleuroascaceae. The transcript has a single exon. The record is from RefSeq and is a predicted model, not a curated record.